Molecule: messenger RNA, 1880 nt
Organism: Anarrhichthys ocellatus (wolf-eel)
Lineage: Eukaryota; Metazoa; Chordata; Actinopteri; Perciformes; Anarhichadidae
Product: E3 ubiquitin-protein ligase ZNRF2-like
Exons: 4
Coding region: 439-1026 (195 amino acids)
Biological process (GO): protein K48-linked ubiquitination; proteasome-mediated ubiquitin-dependent protein catabolic process
Cellular component (GO): intracellular membrane-bounded organelle; cytoplasm; membrane
Molecular function (GO): ubiquitin protein ligase activity
Source: RefSeq, a predicted model, not a curated record
CAGAGAGGAGUGCAAUCCCUGCUUUUAUUUUUCUUUCCAGACGGCCACAGUUGAGCACAAAAACAAACUUGAACCAGACGAGCUGUGAGUCAACACUUGCGCAAAUGUCCUCGUCUGAGGUGGAGAAACCCACUACUUUUAUCUGAAGAGAUUUGAUCUUUUUAUUUUUCCAUUGUUGGAAAAGGGGAAGGGCUCUGCCAAGAAAAAAAAGCAACCAUUUGGAAUUAUGUUGUGCUUUCAGAAAGUGCGCACUUUACGCACAAGGCGCACCAUGAAACUUUGAGAUGUUGGAUCACCUUGUCUUUGUUGUUGUUCGCGUGUUAGGCUUUAUUUCCUUUGUUGGUGUCAGUUCUUCAGAACUCACUGUAACCAUGUGUCGUGGCUAAAUACUUUAAAGCGCGCACACAUACUCACUCACUCACAAAAACUCGAGACAGCAUGGGGGCCAAACAGAGCAGCCCUGUAUUUGAUGGCAGAACUCGGGCUUAUUCCAGCUCCGAUCUCCCAUCUGGAAACUCGAGCGGAGGGGGGCGGAUUGCGGGGUUUAGGUACACCAAUGGACCAGAUGGCCCCCGGAUCCGUUACACAGGUGGAGGGCCAACCAGCUCCGGUCUCAAUAUUCCGGCUGGCGUCAGGUCAGGGUCCCACGUACUCAGUCAGAGCCUCGAUGGCACGGAUGGUGACGAGGAGAGCGAGCUGCCGCCUGAGGGCCACAGGUUGCUUAUAGGGUCCCUACCGACCCACCUGUCCCCUCAUCUGCUGGGAGGCUUCCACUGUCCUGUUUGCUCCAAGUUUAUGGCAUCGGAUGAAAUAGAGAAGCACCUGCUCAUGUGUUUCAGCAAAACGCGUCUCACCUACAACAAGGACAUCCUGUCCAGAGACUCUGGGGAAUGUGCCAUCUGUUUAGAUGAGCUGGAGCAGGGAGACACCAUUGCCAGGCUGCCCUGCCUCUGUAUCUAUCAUAAAGGGUGUAUAGACGAGUGGUUUGAGGUGAAUCGCUCGUGUCCGGAGCAUCCCGCCGACUAGGAGCUGCAGGAGUACAGUUUCAGUCUGCUGUACAUCACUGUGGUGGACUGUGCGCCCUGAUCUCAUCACAACACCGUCUGUUCCAGCCGAGCAUCAGCGCUCCUCAGGGAUUGUAAGACAUUGUUGUGAACAGAAUUUUUCAUAUUGCCUCAUGGAAUAGUGAUGUACUUUGGAUAUGUUUCUCUAGACAUCGUGGGAUGUUCAAAGAACCACUGGUUGAGUAAUUUUAUCUCCAGAAAAUAUGUGAAUGUUCCUUAUGCCAAAUUCUGGCCUAAAGUGGGUUAAUGAAACCUGGGAUCUGAACCAUUUAACUGAACAGGGUGUGGUUUUAUAUCAGAGGACUUGUGUAACCAACAUGGUGCGAGGAUUACGGCUCUUUUCAGCAGAGAUUUAAAUUGAGAGACUGUUCAGACUUGAUCAGAAGGCUGAAGGCUGAUAUUGUGCAAUGUAAAAAAAAAAACAGCCAUUCAGAUUUAGAAAUGCCUUUUUUCAGCUUUAAGGGAUGAUUACAGUGUUGAUCGUAGUUAGGAUGUAGAUCUUAAUUUGAUCGUGAAAUUGGCAAAAUCACUCUUUUGUUAAACAAUCAUGUGUCCUCGACCAAAUAGUCUAAUGUGAAAUAGUCUUUGUUAAUCAUUUGUCCGUUCAGAACCACAGUAAUGUGAUCGUGUAGUUUAGUGGUGGAAUCAGAGAUAAAACAUAUCUAAUAAUGAUUCAUACUCUAAGGAGUGUCUUAAUAUGCUGCUAUGUCAUAGACUGGAAUGUUUUCCUAUAACCUUUGAACCUUUGUUUAUUGUUCUUUCUAUUUGUACUGUAAGGUUUUGCACAACAAUAAAUGUUUUGUCUUUGUGUCUCGA